CAAUCAGCCUGCCAUUGACCAAUUGCUGCUCCCAGCCAUGGCUCUAGGUGGGCUUUAUGACGCCCCGUUGCAUGUCAAAGCCCGCCCCACGUCACCGCGGGCUCCGAGCUAAAAGCAAUCGUUGAGCUGCCGACUUCUUCAGCUGCCCCCCCAUGGUUCCUUUUCACACCUCCCUUCACAUACUUAACACCACCAAACCACCCUCUCAAUAGACCACUCCAUCUACUGUCCAUCAUGCCUUCUCCCAUCCCCGCCGCCGAGGAACUCAAGGACCUCUUCAGCCUCAAGGGCAAGGUCGUCGUCGUGACGGGCGCCUCGGGCCCCACCGGUAUCGGAAUCGAAGCUGCUCGCGCCUGCGCUGAGUUCGGUGCCGACGUUGCCGUCACCUACGCCUCGCGAGCCAAGGGCGGCGAGGACAACGCGAAGGCGCUGGCUGAGAAGUACGGCGUCAAGACCAAGGCCUACAGCUGCAAGGUCGGCGACUACGCCAACGUCGAGAAGCUGGUUGCGGAUGUCAUCAAGGACUUUGGCAAGAUCGAUGUCUUCAUCGCCAACGCCGGCAAGACCGCCGACAACGGUAUCCUAGAUGCCACCGUCGAGCAGUGGAACGAGGUCAUCGAGACCGACCUGAACGGCACCUUCAACUGCGCCCGCGCCGUCGGCCUGCACUUCCGCGAGCGCAAGACCGGCUCGCUCAUCAUCACCGCCUCCAUGUCCGGUCACGUCGCCAACUACCCGCAGGAGCAGACCUCGUACAACGUCGCGAAGGCUGGCUGCGUUCACUUGGCCAAGUCGCUCGCCAACGAGUGGCGCGACUUUGCCCGUGUCAACUCUAUCUCCCCCGGCUACAUCGACACCGGUCUCUCCGACUUCGUGCCCCAGGACAUCCAGAAGCUCUGGCACUCCAUGAUCCCCAUGGGCCGUGACGCCAAGGCCAAGGAGCUCAAGGGCGCAUACCUCUACCUUGCCAGCGACGCCUCCUCCUAUACCACCGGCACCGACAUCAUCAUUGACGGUGGUUACACUACCCGUUAGAGGGCUGAGAUGCUUCAACUAGACCGACUCGGAAGAAAAGCUCUGGAGGAAUGGCUCCGCGCGCGCUUGGAGCUGCGAGAGCGGCAGAGCGGCUGCGGAGACACACCACAUUCUGUAUCUAGCUUUCUUGGGAA
This is a messenger RNA of Mytilinidion resinicola, 1169 nucleotides long. RefSeq names its product mannitol dehydrogenase. The record is from RefSeq and is a predicted model, not a curated record. Bases 235 to 1035 code for a protein of 266 amino acids. Gene Ontology annotation, cellular component: intracellular anatomical structure. NCBI's taxonomy places the organism in Eukaryota, Fungi, Ascomycota, Dothideomycetes, Mytilinidiales, Mytilinidiaceae. The transcript has a single exon. Gene Ontology annotation, molecular function: oxidoreductase activity, acting on NAD(P)H, oxygen as acceptor.